AUGCCAUUCGUCACUGCUGAGGCAGCUGUCCUCAAGUCCUACGACUACAUAGUUAUUGGAGGAGGAACUGCAGGCUUGACUGCUGCUGUUCGCCUUUCCGAAAAUCCCUCCGAGUCGGUUCUUGUAUUGGAGGCAGGGAGUGCGAACCUCGGCGACCCAAAAAUAGAUAUUCCUGGCCAAUUCGGUUGCACAUUAGGCGAUCCCAAGUAUGAUUGGAGAUUUUCAACCGUGAAACAGAGGCACGUCAACGAUAGAGAAAUUAUGUGGAGUCGAGGAAAGGGACUAGGUGGAUCCUCUACAAUAAAUUUCUACGCCUGGACCAGACCACCAGCAAAGGAUGUGGAUGCAAUAGAAAGGCUAGGAAACCCUGGGUGGAAUUGGGAUGAUUUUGUCAAGUAUUCAAAAAAGUCUGAGACGUUUCGAUCUCCACUUCCUGAGGUAACAGAUAAAUAUCCACAUUCGGUAGACCUUAGAAAUAGAGGCUCAUCAGGGCCUGUGCAAGUCACUAUUGCGCCACACUUCCAUACGUUGGAUAGGGUCUUUCAGCAAACUAUGCGCAACAUUGGUCUAAACUCCCAACACGAUCCGUAUGGUGGAGAUAUUAAUGGGUCAUGGAUGGCUACUGCAAAUCUUGACCCUGACACCUGGACUCGUUGUUCGUCCGUAUCAGCAUACCUAUUACCCAACAUCAAUCGAGGAAACCUAUUCGUUUUAACUCAAGCACUGGUAUCCCGUGUUCUUUUUCAACCCGCACGUACAGGUCAGGACAGGACAAUAAGCGGCGUGGAAUUCUUGUGUGGUGGACGUAUAUAUCGUAUAAAAGCUGACCGAGAGGUCGUGUUAUGUGCAGGAGCAGUCAAGUCACCUCAGAUACUGGAACUUUCGGGUGUUGGAAAUCCCGCUGUGCUUGCAAACCUAGGCGUCAAAAUGCAGGUUGCUCUGCCCGGUGUCGGAGAGAACCUUCAGGAGCAUCUAAUGAACACACUCGGUCCUUAUGAACUGGAUCCACGAACAUCGCACGAGACGCUUGAUCUCCUCAAAGAUCCUAAAUACGCCGCUAAUGCAAGGGCUCUCUACUCCCGUGGCAUGGGCAUUUACCGCAAUUCUCUUUCCUCAUUCGUAUACUUCCCGUUGCAAAAGGUCAAUCCACGUGCAUCAGCAGCAGUGGUGAAGAGGGCCGAGCGUGAAAUCGAUCUGCAAGUGAGGCAGGGAACGCUAGCACCUGGCCAACUAGAACAACUCAGCCUUCAGGUAGCUGCCCUCCGGGACGACACUAUACCUGACUGUGAAAUUAUCCUAUGGCCAGGAUCAACGCCGGGAGCUCCGACGACUCCGGGCAAGAGAUAUAUCAGUUUUGGAAGCUAUCUAAAUCACCCCAUUUCAAGAGGUUCUAUUCAUGCUAUCAGCACCGACCCGACCAAAAGCCCUAUGAUUGACCCCCAUCACCUUGAAAGCGAUGUUGAUCUUGAGAUCUUGGUUCAAAAUUUCAAGUUCAGCCGCAGAAUUAUGGAGGUUGAGCCGCUGAAGUCGAACGUUAUCCGGGAGAUACUGCCUGGACCUGCCUGCCAAACAGACUCUCAGAUUCGAGGUAAGGUCGACGAGUACUCUUGGAAUGGUUUCCAGAUAAUGAUAAAUAUCUAUUGGAAUGCAGAGUAUUUGAAGAAUAAUGUUUCUAACGGAGGACACGCCGUUGGCACCUGCUCUAUGCUUCCCCGUAGCAAGAACGGGGUCGUAAAUCCACGGUUGAAGGUGUAUGGUAUCACUAAUUUACGCGUCGCCGACCUUUCCGUAAUUCCCAUUCAUAUCGCGACUCAUCCUCAAACCAUUGCCUACGUUAUUGGAGAGAAAGUGGCGGACUUCUUGAAAGAUGGUACUUGA
Molecule: messenger RNA, 1878 nt
Organism: Psilocybe cubensis
Lineage: Eukaryota; Fungi; Basidiomycota; Agaricomycetes; Agaricales; Agrocybaceae
Exons: 16
Coding region: 1-1878 (625 amino acids)
Molecular function (GO): oxidoreductase activity, acting on CH-OH group of donors; flavin adenine dinucleotide binding
Source: RefSeq, a predicted model, not a curated record